AUGGAGAAUAUAGAGACCUUAUUAGCUGCUGUGGCUCAGACUCAGGGAUUUGACGACGAGGAGAGAGGGUCGGAGCAUUCGAAGUCUCCGGCAGUGAUUCCGGCCGAUACUCCACCGAAUGCUACGGCGGAUGUGACGCCUCCGGCGUCAAAGGAAGUGGCGCCGGCGGCCGUGCUCGAUAUUUGCGCUGGAGGGAAGAGGAAGAGAGGGCGGCCGCCCAAGGGGCAGCGGCUACGGGUGAACCCUCGGCCGCCCAAGCGGAAUAAAGCGGUGGAGGAGGAGGAGGAGGAAGAGGAAGAGGAUGUAUGCUUUAUCUGCUUCGACGGUGGCUCUCUGGUUCUCUGUGAUCGCAAAGGAUGUCCGAAGGCAUAUCAUCCGGCGUGCAUUAAGCGAGACGAAGCGUUUUUUAGAUCAAAAACUAAGUGGAACUGCGGAUGGCACAUAUGUAUUGUAUGUCGGAAGGCUUCUUAUUAUAUGUGCUAUACUUGCACUUAUUCACUGUGCAAGGGAUGUAUCAAAGACACAGAUUACGCGCGUGUCAGAGGAAACAAAGGAUUUUGCUCGACCUGCAUGAAAACUAUCAUGCUGAUUGAGAAUAAAGACCAUGCAAACAACGAGGUAGGAAAUUGCAUCGAUUUUGAUGACCAGACUAGCUGGGAGUAUCUCUUCAAGGUAUAUUGGGUUAUUCUAAAGGAGAAGUUGUCAUUGACACUGAACGACCUUACUCGAGCUAACAAAACCCGGAAAGGCAUGACUGCUGGAAGUUAUAUACCCCCGAGAAGUAUUUUAAUGCCCACUGCAGUUAAUGUAGAAGUUCCUAAAGGCUUGACUGCUGGAAAUUAUAUACCCCCGAGAAGUAUUUUAAUGCCAACUGCAGUUAAUGUAGAAGUUCCUGUUACUGACAGUAGUACGGAUCCCUUGGAGUUGAAGAAGCCCCAAUUAGAGCAUAAUCUGCCACUACCGAGCGAUUCUAACAAUAUGGAAAAACUUAAUAACCGAUUUGAGGGAGACGGCCCUGCAAAACCAAGCGUGGAAGAAAUCAUGCAAGAGACAGGCAUCGAGAAGGCCACUGAUGAGCCAGGAAUGGAUAAUGAUCAAGACAAACUAAAUUCUACCAAAGAUACUGACAAGUCAUGCACAUCCAAGGACAAGAAUGGUGAGGAAUCGGAAAAGCCUGAAGCCGACCAUAUUACUGAAUGGGCAACUAAAAACCUCUUGGGAUUUGUUGCACACAUGAAGGACGGUGAUGUGUCGGCGAUGUCGAUAUUUGAGGUGCAAACAUUAUUGCUCGACUACAUAAAUAGAAACAACCUUUGGGAUCCUCGUAGAAAGAGUCAGAUCAAAUGUGACCCAAGGCUCAAAAGUAUAUUCGGAAAGACUCGAGUCGGUCAUGUUGAAAUGUUGAAGCUUCUUGAGUCUCACAUUCUCAUAAAGGGCGAUUGUCAGAAUAAUUCUUCCAUUCCGGCUGGGUUUGUGAGUUCUGUUAGAAGUGAUAGGGAGGCUGAUGAAUCAGAAGAAGAUAACAAAAGUAGUGAUGACAGUAAGAAAGGUAAAGAAGAAAGUCCCACCCAGGCACAAGUAAUCAUGAACGAGAAAACAGACCUGGGCGAAUCAUUUAGUUCGGAAAAAUACGCAAAUCAAGAAAAUAUUACUAACUUGACUACCGACAGUACAAAUGAUCAUUACAUGCAAAGGUCUGAAUUGGAGACCUCGACUCCAACUGCCUCAGUGGGAAACUCGCCGUCUCCCAACGUUACAGAUAUCGAGAAACUGUGGCAUUAUCGUGACCCGGACGGCAAGAUCCACGGACCAUUUUCCAUGCUGCAACUGCGUGAGUGCAGCACGACUGGACUGUACGCGCCCGAUAUGAGGAUAUGGUCAAAUCACGAGCAAUAUGACUCAGUAUUUCUCACCGACGCCUUGAACGGGAGAUUUCAUGGAGCAUCUGAUUCUUCAAACUCGGGCUCACGAGAGGAAGAAGGGGCUACCGGGAAUAUCAAUACAAUAAGCGAGGGUAUAAAUGUCAGUUACGAGGAUAUUAGAAACGUUGACACACCUUGUAAUGAUGCGAGUGUUUCGUCCGCUAAUGAUGCUGGAGCUGUGGUGGGAGCAGAUAGGUCCAACUCUUGGCCACGGUGUUGGGAUUUUCUGAAGGAUAAUAGUAAUAAUGCUGAUGUUAAUAAUGAUGUUCAAGCACAUAAUUUGCUUCCUCCAUCGAGACUUGAGGAAAAACACGAAGCUCUGAGAGAUUGUGGUCAAGAGAGUGAAAAUCUUCACCACCAUGAUUCACGGCAUGGAGAAGAGGAAAUUAAUUCAACCGGGUCCGCUCAAAACCCAAUCUCCAGUGGAUGUGAAGCUCCUGUGGUUCUACCUGCCGAAGAACAAGUGAGAUCUUUCAAUAUUGAUCUGAGCUCAAACGAUGUGGGAUUGUCAAAAUCACUUGUUUCAAACAAACAGGUCGAUAAUAUGUCCAUUUUGGAUUUCCCUAGUCCUGCAGGCCCAAACACAGAUUCCCCAGCCCAACAUACUGGAUUCCUGGAGCUACUGGGACCUGCAUCGAGAUCCGACGACCAAGACCACCACACAUCCGAGACCAAUCCUGGUUUCGUAAAUCUUCCCAUCCAAAUCUCGGAAAUGGUCGACGAGUUGUGCGAACUACCGUUUACAUUCUCUUUGAAACCCCCGGAAGCGGCCACCUCAGCUCCCGAGCUCCCGUCACCCCCCACCAACCCCCCACCGAGCAUGCCCGGCUGGCUGGCAAGCGCGAACGAACCCAUCGAGUUCGACGCCCUUGGCGAGGAGUCGGUCUCAGACCUUCUUGCAGAGGUUGACGCGAUGGAGUCUCAAGGGGCCCCACACUCGCCCUCGGCCGCCAUCAAGUUCGCCCGCGAGUUCCUCGAGGAUUGCAGGGACGACUGCUUCAGCUCGAUCGAGGAGUUCGGCUCGAAAAACGACGCCUUGACUCGGCCCGAUCCCGUCUCGGCCGCAAGCAGCGAGGGGGAGACGAAUGCUGCACCACCGGGUGCAGGUGUGGCGGGCCCCAGUUCUGCCCCACCUCCGGACAUAUGUGUGGACCCUGGGUGGGGGGCGGUGCAGGGGCACAUCAACCUGGUAACUGUACAAGGGAAUGUGAACCUUGUCCUGGGAGGGCCCGCGGGCUGGGGGACGGGCCUGGGCUCGGGAUGGGUGAGUCCGGGCCUGGGACACGGGCCGGUUGGUGCCGGGAGCCUGCCCUGGGAUGGGCAGCGGAAGUACCAAGGGGGCUGGGAGAGGUUCGGGAGCCCCAGAGAGUGGGCCGGGGGAUACCAAGGGGGGCGGGCCCCGUGGGGGAGGGGAAUGGGGGGGUAUCCGAGGUCUUUGCCCAAGGGGCAGCGGGUGUGUAAAUUCUAUGAGAGCGGUCAUUGCAAGAAGGGGGCGUUUUGCGAUUACCUGCAUCAUCCCUGA
Messenger RNA from Striga hermonthica, 3444 nucleotides. NCBI's taxonomy places the organism in Eukaryota, Viridiplantae, Streptophyta, Magnoliopsida, Lamiales, Orobanchaceae. The record is from the annotation of a GenBank genome assembly.